Molecule: messenger RNA, 426 nt
Organism: Neurospora tetraspora
Lineage: Eukaryota; Fungi; Ascomycota; Sordariomycetes; Sordariales; Sordariaceae
Exons: 2
Coding region: 1-426 (141 amino acids)
Source: RefSeq, a predicted model, not a curated record
AUGAGUGGGCAACAAGGCCAGCCUUCGAGGGGCGUGCUUUCACUCAUCCCACCGCACCUGGCCCGGCUGCGCAUCCACACAAGACACACAACAUCACUGUCAGUCAACCGGUCACGGCAUCGACACAACUUCUGCGGUCCAACGCCCACCGACCUCAACUCCUUCUUGAUCCCGUCCGGAAGACCGUCCGCAACCUACACCCCCUCGACGACUUGGCCCAGGGAGACUCCACACCAACAGACGCACGUCUGCCCAAAUCCCAUCUUUCCUCCAUUUGCGCCAGAGUCGCAGUGUACCUCGACUGAACCCGUUGUCCCCCAACCUCAGCAACGUUCAAGCGCUGCUGUAGCGAACAACAUAGCACCACACACCAGGACAGCACCAAUCGUCGCGUUCCCGACGACCUCGUCCUACUCGAGCGGCUAA